Messenger RNA from Telopea speciosissima, 1243 nucleotides. RefSeq names its product 26S proteasome non-ATPase regulatory subunit 7 homolog A-like. Gene Ontology annotation, biological process: proteasome-mediated ubiquitin-dependent protein catabolic process. The transcript is spliced from 10 exons. Lineage: Eukaryota; Viridiplantae; Streptophyta; Magnoliopsida; Proteales; Proteaceae. The record is from RefSeq and is a predicted model, not a curated record. Gene Ontology annotation, molecular function: metallopeptidase activity; protein binding. The coding region runs from base 87 to 1019 and encodes 310 amino acids. Gene Ontology annotation, cellular component: proteasome regulatory particle; proteasome complex.
CCAUUUUUAGUUUUUCGCAGUCACAUCGACUUGAGAGAGUUGUUGCUGAAACAGUGAGUGAGCCUGCGGGGAAGGAGAACAUCGUGAUGGAUGUUAUCAAGACACAGCAGAUUUCGGCAAGACCGAUCGAGAAGGUUAUAGUUCACCCUCUCGUUCUUCUCAGUAUAGUUGAUAAUUACAAUAGAGUCGCUUGGGAUACUCGGAAGCGCGUUAUUGGUGUUUUACUCGGGAGUUCCUCGAAAGGAACUGUUGAUGUCACCAACAGCUAUGCAGUGCCUUUCGAAGAAGAUGAUAAGGACCCAAACAUCUGGUUUCUUGACCACAACUACCAUGAAUCAAUGUUUUCUAUGUUCAAGAGAAUAAAUGCCAAGGAGCAUGUUGUCGGUUGGUACAGUACAGGUCCAAAACUGCGGGAAAAUGACUUGGAUAUUCACGUAUUAUUCCAUGACUAUGUUCCAAAUCCUGUCUUGGUCAUUAUUGACGUCCAACCAAAGGAACUGGGAAUACCCACCAAAGCUUACUAUGCCGUUGAAGAGGUUAAGGAAAAUGCAACUCAGAAAAGCCAGAAGGUGUUUGUGCACGUGCCUUCUGAAAUUGCUGCUCAUGAAGUAGAGGAAAUCGGAGUUGAGCAUUUGCUCAGGGAUGUCAAGGAUACAACGAUUAGCACCCUUGCAACAGAGGUUACAGGGAAACUUGCAGCUUUGAAGGGCCUGGAUGCACGACUCCGAGAGAUACGUGCCUAUCUCGAUCUUGUUGUUGAUGGAAAACUCCCCUUAAAUCAUGAAAUUCUGUAUCAUCUACAGGAUGUAUUCAACCUUAUUCCAAAUCUCAAUGUGGCCGAGUUAAUCAAGUCUUUUGCAGUGAAGACAAAUGAUAUGAUGUUGGUUAUUUAUCUUUCUUCCCUCAUCCGGAGUGUAAUUGCUCUCCAUAACCUGAUAAACAACAAGAUGCUUAACAAAGAACAUGAGAAAGCUGAAGAUGCAAAGCCGGCAACUAUACCAGCUGCAGCUGGGAGCUGAAAACAGGGUCUCCCAUGCUCUCAGAUUUCUUCUUGCCAUAGACCUCAUUCUUCAGGUGCACAGAGUACCUAUUAUUUUCCCCGGUGGAUUCACCCUCAUAUCUGAGCGGGACUAGAGGGAGCAUGGAUCUUAAUCUAUUAGUAGAUCCAUCACUCUUUGAUUUUCAUUUCUUCUCUCUUUUUUGAAUUUUUUUUUUAUGUAUUUCUGUUAUGUUUAGUAACAUU